This is a messenger RNA of Daldinia childiae, 228 nucleotides long. RefSeq names its product putative nadh:ubiquinone oxidoreductase subunit protein. Bases 1 to 228 code for a protein of 75 amino acids. Lineage: Eukaryota; Fungi; Ascomycota; Sordariomycetes; Xylariales; Hypoxylaceae. The record is from RefSeq and is a predicted model, not a curated record. The transcript is spliced from 4 exons.
AUGGCUGGCCUAGAGCACUACCGCAUGUCCAUGGACCCGGCUAUCCAGAAGCUAGGGAACAUGACCACGAACCGCCACAAGUUCUUCCGAUGGACUCCGCGAACCGCCCGCAUCACCUUCAUGUACGCCAUCGUCGUGCCGGCCAUCUUCACCGUUGUCGCAUACACCACCGACGGAAAGUACGAAUUGCGAGCGAAGAGGAAGGGUGACUUGAUUAAGGAGUUCUAA